GCGGCCCUCCACCGCCUGGCCAGCUGCCCCCGAGGCCCCUGCAACAGCCGCUUGAAAACAACCGCCCUGCGACGGGGGUGUAUGCCGCGGGCAGCCAUCUGCUGAGGACGCACGUGCAGAGCGCCGGCAGCUAACGGCCAUGGGGAGGGGAGCGGCGCUGUGGGCAGUGGCCAUCCUGGCACUGCUGGCUUGCCCAGCUGCAGCAAAGGAUCGCAAAUACAAGCAGGGCCAGGAGGUCUCCAUCUGGGCCAACAAGGUUGGACCAUUUGCCAACCCCACCGAGACGUACCAGUACUUCAACCUGCCCUUCUGCCACCCCAAGGAGGGCAAGGAGUACAAGACGGAGGGCCUGGGGGAAGUGCUGGAGGGAGACCGCCUCGUCAGCACGCCCUACAAGCUCAAGUUCAAGGAGGACAAGGAGAAUGCCGUGCUGUGCACUCAGAACCUGGACAGCGACGACCUGGACCAGUUCCGGGACGCCGUGGCCGAGGACUACUACUUCCAGAUGUUCAUCGACAGCCUGCCCAUCUGGGGCUUCAUCGGCAAGGUGGAGAAGCUGCCCGGGGGCGAGGAGGGCAAGGAGGGUGAGGGGGAGGAGGGGCGGGAGAAGCUGAGCCUGUUCACGCACAUCCACUUUGAUGUGCUGUACAACAAGGACCGAGUCAUCCAGGUGGACAUCUCCACAGACCCCUCCAAGACUGUGGACAUCACCAGCGCCGACAAGGCGGAGGUUGAGUUCACGUACAGUGUGAGCUGGAAGGAGACAGACAUUGCGUACGAGCGGCGCAUGGACAAGUACGCCAAGUACUCCUUCCUGCCGCAGCACCUGGAGAUCCACUGGUUCUCCAUCGUCAACAGCUGCGUCACGGUGCUGCUGCUGACCGGCUUCCUGGCCACCAUCCUCAUGCGCGUGCUCAAGAACGACUUCAUCAAGUACACAAACGUGCGGGACGACGAGGCGCUGGAGGAUGCGGAGGAGACGGGGUGGAAGCUGGUGCACGGCGACGUCUUCCGCUUCCCGCCCCACCUCAACCUGUUUUGCGCGGUGGUGGGCACGGGCACCCAGAUCCUGGUCAUGGCGCUGCUCAUCUUUGGCAUGUCCCUGCUGGGCACCUACUACCCCUACAACGGCGGCGCCAUGCUCACCUCGGUGGUCGUCUUCUACGCGCUCACGGCGGGCAUCGCGGGAUACGUUUCGGCGGCGCUGUAUAAGAUCAUGGGGGGCACCAACUGGGUGCGCAACGUGCUGACCACCACGCUGCUGUUCUGCGGCCCCCUGCUGGCCAUGUUCUCCUACCUCAACACCGUGGCCUGGGUGUACGGCACCACGGCGGCGCUGCCCUUUGGCACCAUCGUCAUCAUCGUCGUCAUCUGGGCCCUCGUCACCUUCCCGCUCACCGUGGUGGGAGGCAUCAUGGGCAAGAACACAAAGGCUGAGUUCAACGCUCCGUGCCGUACUACCAAGUACCCGCGCGAGAUCCCGCCGCUGCCUUGGUACCGCCAGACGGUGCCGCAGAUGCUCAUGGCCGGCUUCCUGCCCUUCUCAGCCAUCUACAUCGAGCUCUACUACAUCUUUGCCAGCGUGUGGGGCCACAAGGUGUACACCAUCUACUCCAUCCUCUUCAUCGUCUUCAUCAUCCUCAUCAUCGUCACCGCCUUCAUCACCAUCGCGCUCACCUACUUCCAGCUGGCGGUGGAGGACCACAGCUGGUGGUGGCGUAGCGUCAUGUGCGGCGGCAGCACGGCACUCUUCAUUUAUGCAUACUGCUUCUACUACUGGUAUGCGCGAUCAGACAUGAACGGCCUGAUGCAGGCCUCCUUCUACUUUGGCUACAUGCUGAUGGUCUGCUACGGCUUCUUCCUGAUGCUGGGGUCUGUGGGCUUCCGCGCCAGCUUGGGCUUUGUGCGGCACAUCUACAAGGCCAUCAAGUGCGAAUGAGCACCACCGAGGCUGGGGCGGCGCACAGCAGCAGGCAUCAGCAGCGGGGGCGUGUGGCUCGCGGCUGCGGCCCCGCAAGAUGGCAGCCUCCCCACCCGCGGCCGGCCUUCGUUUCAUUAUUUUUGGAAGCUACCCCGCUGCAUGCAGCCCUGUUUGCCGGCACGGGUGGUGGUGUGCCCUGUGCCAACGUGCCUCGUCCACCCACAACCUUCUUCUUCCCUCACAGUGUGCGUCUUUUUGCUCUUGCUCCCAGUUUGCAACUUGCAUUUCGC
Messenger RNA from Chlorella variabilis, 2211 nucleotides. RefSeq lists its product as hypothetical. The record is from RefSeq and is a predicted model, not a curated record. Gene Ontology annotation, cellular component: membrane. The transcript has 16 exons. Gene Ontology annotation, biological process: protein localization to membrane. NCBI's taxonomy places the organism in Eukaryota, Viridiplantae, Chlorophyta, Trebouxiophyceae, Chlorellales, Chlorellaceae. Bases 140 to 1939 code for a protein of 599 amino acids.